This is a messenger RNA of Triplophysa rosa, 2128 nucleotides long. It is a transcript of the gene serping1, whose product is annotated as serpin peptidase inhibitor, clade G (C1 inhibitor), member 1. Gene Ontology annotation, molecular function: serine-type endopeptidase inhibitor activity. The record is from RefSeq and is a predicted model, not a curated record. The coding region runs from base 190 to 2022 and encodes 610 amino acids. NCBI's taxonomy places the organism in Eukaryota, Metazoa, Chordata, Actinopteri, Cypriniformes, Nemacheilidae. The transcript is spliced from 9 exons. Gene Ontology annotation, biological process: negative regulation of endopeptidase activity.
CUGCAUGCUGGUUAGAAACUGCUUGGAUAAAGUAAUUUAACGAAUGACAUAUUUGUAAAUUUGUUUGCAAGAGGCAAACAUAUAUGAAAGUAAUAUAAAAUUAAACUAUAUUAAAAGCAAAAACAAUUUCAAAAUCAAAGCAAACAUUUUCUCCCUGUGUAAGCAUCUUUUCUCACUAGGUUCAACACUAUGUAUCGUAUCAUCCUGCUGCUCUUCUUAGAGCUCUCUAUGACAUCCUGUGAUCUGACCGUCCCAUUAAACGUCGACAUUUCUAUUCCUUGCCUUCCUGACAAUACCCCCCAACUGUCUGACUCUGAAUUUACCUGGAGAUUUAGGCCUGUUCACACACAGGGUCUCAACAGUGAAGUGGAAAUAAAAUGGAAGGGCAACAUCUUGCACAUCACAAAUGUAAAUGGCAGUAAUGAAGGAGUAUACACGUGUGUGCACGAAGGAUGGAAACAAGAGGAUCGGGUUAGGUUGAGAAGAACGUUCACAAUACGUGUGGACGAACCAAUUCCUGUUCAAGAGUGGAAGGUCAUGAAAAUAGUAGCUGGCGAUGAUGUAAUGCUUCCAUGUAAGACUAAAUCUUCCUCAUCUGGACCAAGUGAAACUCCCCCUGUUGUCUGGAAACGGGGCAUGGUGCCACUUGACCCAAAAGAUAUGGAUGAAGAGCACCAACAAAAGGACAACAUGGAGCACAGGGUAUUCUGGGAUACCAGCCCUAAAGAACAGGACUGGGGGAUCAAAAUUCUUCAGGUUACAAAUGAGGAUGCUGGAAUGUACCACUGUACCGUAAAGAACUCUACUGAGAUGCUGGUGGUGGAGCUGGUAGUUAAAGACGCUCCUCUGCCCCGUUGCUCCGGCCACACUGACCACUGGGAGCCGUGCAUUGAUCCAGACAGCAGAUCUUGGAGAUCAAUCCUGCAGGAAUCCCUCUUACAUUUCUCCACUUCCGUGUACUCUCAACUUAAAGGUUCAAAGCCCAGAACAAACCUGAUUUUCUCCCCAAUUAGCAUCGCUUCCAUUCUCUCGAACCUACUUUUGGGUGCUCGUGCUGAGACCAGAACACAAUUAGAGAAUGCCCUCAAGCUCCCCAACGAAUUCUCCUGUGUGCAUUCUGAAAUGAAAAGAUUGAAACAAGUAACAAAGAACUCGCUGAGCAUGGCCUCCACCAUCUAUUAUUCUCCAGAAGAAACAUUGGGAGAAGCGUUCAUCAACCAAUCAUUGGAGUUCUACGAUGCAGUACCACAGAUGCUGACCAAUGACAGCAAUCAAAAUGUGAAGCUCAUCAAUAAAUGGGUGGCGGAGAAAACAAAUGAGAAAAUCACUCAUUUAGUUGACGAAGUGGAUCCUUCCAGCCUUUUUGUUCUUUUAAACGCUGUCUACUUUAAUAGCAAAUGGAAAAUGGUAUUUGAUUCCAUGAGUAAACAGGCAGAGUUCACUAAAUUCUCAGGUGAGGAGAAAAAUGUGUCCUCUCUAUACAGCUCCAAGUACAAGCUGGCGAUGAGCUACAACAAAAAGUUAAAAGCCCAGGUUGGAAGGCUCCCCCUGACAGACAAAAACAGUCUGUACAUUCUGCUGCCACCCACAUCAACAGAAGAAUCCUUCUCACUGAUGGAGAAAAACAUGAACCACACAAAUCUUUCAGAAAUGGUUUUUGAAAUGAGCAAAAUGACACUCCAAACUGCUGAGGUCACGCUGCCUAAAAUAAAACUGGCAGUGACCACACCAUUGGAGAAGUUACUGAGAAAUCUGGGUUUGUCAGAUCUCUUUCAUGAUCCUAACCUGUGUGCUUUGUCUACUGGAGAUUCAGCCAUCUCGGAUGCUCGGCAUCGGGCGUUUCUGGCACUCACUGAGAAGGGAGUGGAGGGGGCAGCGGCCACCAGCAUUUCUCUUUCUCGUUCCUUCCCUGUAUUCACAGCUCUACAGCCCUUCGUUCUGAUAGUGUGGAGCUAUGAGGUCGGCGCUCCUCUCUUCAUGGGAAGGAUAGUUGAUCCAUUCGAAACAAACCAGAGAAUGUGAGAGAAAAAAAUUGCAAUAUUGAUCAAACCCCUAGUCGCAUCACAAGAAAAAGCACUUAUGGAUAAAGACAAAGUUUCUGUUGUACAUUAAUUCAUCCAUCACAAAA